GUCACGUUGAAUAGACGCAACAAAUGUGAUUAAUUAGUGACGACAUCGUUGAUUCCAAUCAGAUUUUGAGAUUUUAGUCCGAAGCCCUCAACGAAAGAAAGUCACGUGCAACUAAAAAAUGUAUUGUUUAUCCUUCACCCAAAUCCUCUUUUUUUAAUGGUAAGCGGAAGAUUUAACGUUUGGAUUUUUCAAAAUCUCUCGCAUGCAAAUAAAUACUCGUAGACGUGAUCCGCGAGACAAAUCCUCAGUUCUAGAAUGGUACAGGUGACAUCGUGUACUCCAAAAUGUAGACAUAGGAAUAUUACCGUCUGUUCUCUGUUGAGUACAAAUGACAUAAAGUAAAUGCUAGUGCAUGGGGGCAUUAUGAGCGGUGGCCCACAAGCACUGAAGGUUUGCAUGAACAUCACCUGUUUGAUGAAAUGGCCCAUCAGCUCACUCGCCAGCGCUACCAUUCGUGAAUCCCCCCCUCCUCAUUUCUCUAGCGCCCUUGCUUCUGCUGUUCUUUUUUCUUUUGUCAUCAAUGGAGAUCAUCAGCGGGUUCGGCUCGCCUCAGUCGUCGAAGCAGCGGCUCGAUGGCUGGACAUAUUUGGAUGUACCCAGUGAUAUUACAAUUGAUGUUAAUGGCAGGAGCUUCACAUUGCAUAAGUUUCCACUUAUUUCUCGAUGUGGUCGAAUACGAAGAUUAAUAUCAGAAUGCAGAGAUCCCAGCACCUCAAAGUUAGACUUUCCGAAUUUACCCGGUGGCCCUGAGUCAUUCGAGCUGGUUGCAAAAUUUUGCUAUGGCAUAAACUUUGAGAUAACAACUUCUAAUGUCGCCCAAUUAUAUUGUAUAUCUGAUUAUCUUGAAAUGACAGAAGAAUAUGGGAAGGGAAAUCUCACUUCUCGUUCAAAAUCUUACCUUGAUGAUAUUGUAAUUAAAAGCCUUGAGAUGUCUGUUGAUGUCUUGCAUCAAUGUGAAGCCCUGCUUCCCCUUUGUGAAGAACUUAAAAUAGUUGGAAAAUGCGUCGAUGCAAUUUCUUCAAAGGCAUGUGUCGAACAAAUAGCCUCAAGUUUCUCACGCUUGGAAUAUAGUAAUUCUGGAAGGCUUCAUAUGAACAAGCAAACAAAAGAUUGUGGUGAUUGGUGGAUUGAAGAUUUAUCUGUACUUCGGAUUGACAUGUAUCAGAGAGUUAUAGAAGCUAUGAAGGGUCGAGGAAUUCGUCCUGAGAGCAUUGGAGCGUCAUUGGUGAAUUAUACAGAAAACUUAUUGAAGAAGAAAAUCAUAUUAUGGAAUACAAGCGAUGAAAAAUUGAUAGUUGAAACUAUUGCUUCUCUUCUGCCAGAAGAAAAACUUGUUGUGCCUAUGAGUUUUAUGUUCGGAUUGUUGAGAUCAGCUGUGAUGCUUGAUUGUGCACAUUCUUGUAGACUAAGUCUCGAGAGGAGAAUUGGGUCACAGUUGGAUAUGGCAACUCUUGAUGAUCUCUUGAUACCUUCCUCUCAGAAUCUAGGAGAUACAAUAUUCGAUGUUGACACUGUUCAUAGAAUACUUGUAAUAUUUUCUCAGCAAGAUGAUAGUGAGGAAGAGGGCUCUGUCUAUGAUUCUGAUGGUCUUCAACCACCAUCUCAAACUGCAUUGGUCAAAGUAGGGAAGUUGGUGGAUAGUUAUCUUGCUGAAAUUGCACCAGACGGUCACCUUACACUUGCCAGGUUUAUUGCUAUUGCAGAUGCAUUGCCGAGUUAUGCACGUGUAACUGAUGAUGGAUUGUAUCGUGCAAUUGAUAUCUACCUCAAAGCACAUCAAGGAUUGUCAGAUUUGGAGAAGAGAAGACUCUGCAAGCUUAUUGAUUUCCAAAAGCUUUCAGAGGAAGCCAGUGCUCAUGCUGCUCAAAACGACCGACUUCCCCUUCAAGCAAUUGUCCAAGUCCUCUAUAUAGAACAGUUGAGACUUAGAGACUCUUUAUCCUGUUCCAAUCCUGACGAUGACAAGAAUCACAAAACAAUGUCAUCACUCUCUCCUCGAGAUAACUAUGCAUCUUUGAGGAGAGAGAACCGCGAAUUAAAGCUUGAGCUGGCGAGAAUGAGGGUAAGACUCAAUGAUCUUGAGAAAGGGCAUGCCUUCAUGAAAAGGGACUUGGAAAAAUCGGGCUCCCAAAAGCUUAUAAAUUCUAUCUCGAGGAAGUUUGGAAGGUUCAGCCUCUUUGGCCGCAGUCCUUUCACUAGAUCAAACUCGCCAACUCAAGGAGAAGAUGGUAGAUCUUAAACAAGGUGAACUAUGCGUGUGUGAUUUUUCUUCGGUAUAGGAUUGCCAUUUGGGAACCAGAAUGGACGUGUAAUAUCAGUCGAUACUUGAUACUGAGCUUGUGUGAGAAUGCUUAAUAAAAUCAAAUCUGUAAAUUGUGGUAUUGUUUUAUGGUAAAAGUUGUUGCAGACUUAUUUGACGAUCA
This is a messenger RNA of Asparagus officinalis (garden asparagus), 2423 nucleotides long. RefSeq names its product BTB/POZ domain-containing protein At5g48800. The coding region runs from base 521 to 2239 and encodes 572 amino acids. Gene Ontology annotation, molecular function: protein binding. NCBI's taxonomy places the organism in Eukaryota, Viridiplantae, Streptophyta, Magnoliopsida, Asparagales, Asparagaceae. The transcript is spliced from 4 exons. The record is from RefSeq and is a predicted model, not a curated record.